Adineta steineri is the source of this 1251-nucleotide messenger RNA. NCBI's taxonomy places the organism in Eukaryota, Metazoa, Rotifera, Eurotatoria, Adinetida, Adinetidae. The record is from the annotation of a GenBank genome assembly.
AUGUCUUCAUUGUCAAUUCUUCGACCAGACCUUCUUACUAUUGGUAAUCGAUCUUAUCGUAUUAAUCCAUCAUCUUUACCAGGUCUUGAAUCCACUAAUACUCAACAACAUCAGGUAUAUCGAGAGGAAGAAGAAGCAGAUUAUUAUACCAAUAAUUUUGAUGAUGGUAAUAAUGAUGAUGAUGAUGAUGAACCAAGUUGUAAACCACAACAACAAAGAUCAACAAAAGAAUCAGAAGCAAAAACUCAAACUGUACAUAAAGAACAACCACCAGUUGAAGAUGAUGAUACAAUUGAUUUUCUAGCUAAAGAAAAUAUGUAUGUAUGUGAAAUGGAUAUUGCAUCUGCAUUUUAUGGUGUUUUAAUUGGUAAAAAUGCUGAAAAUAAACAUAAAUUAGAAUCGGAAACAAAUGCACAGAUUGUUUUUCCACGUCGUGAUGAAAUUGGUACAGUAAAAAUUCGUAGUCGUACUAAAGCAAAUGUACAAUCAGCUCGUACACGAAUUGAAAUAAUUAUUGAUCGAAGUCGUCAAAUGCAACCAUUUACACAUUUUCUUUCGAUUCCAAUAUGUCAAUCAUCAACAUCAAUAAAUCUUAAACAAAAAUAUGAAGAAUUUAAAAAAAAUGUUCUCGAACAAUGUUCUGAUGAACGUGGAAUAACAAAUGAAUUAUUUCAACAAGUUAAUAAAUUACAUUUAACAAUUGGUACACUUGUUUUAUUAUCAAAAUCUGAAAUAAAUUAUAUUAAAGAAACUUUACAAGAAUGUACAAAAACGUUAUUAAAAACUAUUAUGCCAACAGAUAAAGAACGUUUUAUAGUACAAUUAAAAGGACUUGAAUUUAUGAAUGAUGAUCCCGGUUUUGUCGAUGUACUUUAUGCUAAAGUACAAUUAGUCGAUCAAACAAAUUCAAAUCGUUUACAAAAUUUUCUUGAUCGUUUAAAUGAAGAAUUAGUAAAUACAGGUCUUAUGAAACAAAAAUUUGAUCGUAUUAAAUUACAUGUAACAUUAAUGAAUUCAUUAUUACGUAAAGAUGAUACAGGAAUAUUAGAAGCACAAAAAACAACACGUGGAAGAGUUAAAAAUCAAGAACGUGAAUCAUUUGAUGCUAAAAAAGUUUUACGUCUUUUUGGACAAUUUGAUUUUGGACAAAUUGAAUUAAAUGAGUUACAUUUAAGUAUAAUGCAUGAACCUGAUCGUCAAACAGGAUAUUAUGGAUGCGAAACAAAAAUUUUAUUAAAACCAAUUAAUUGA